GUGUAUCGGUCGUAGACGGUUGUCUGUCAGCCGCCAUAUUUGUUUUAAACGCGCGCGAAAACGAAUUACAAAAAUAUGAACAUCGUGUCAUUAACUCUGUGGACAUUAGAACAUAAUUGUUAUUAUGUGUAUACAAUAUUGAUAGUAUUUUUUAUUGGCUUCACAGUGAUCCACAAAAAUAGGAUGGAAACAAAUUUAAAUAGAACUGUCUCUGCAAAAAAGAAAUUGGCGCGAAGUUGGAACAGUGGGAGAGAAAGAGAUUUCCCUGAUGAUGAGGACCCUGACGGUCUCGUCCCUGCAAUACCUGAAGAUAUAGCUCACAUACCCUACAAGCCUCCUCGUCGAUCAAACGAGGAGAUAUUGGAGAAGUCACGGGAAUAUUACGAGCUGAUGGCCAAGAGAAGGACUGUUAGAGCGUUCAGUCCUGAACCGAUACCUGAUGAAGUAUUGGAUAACAUUAUAAAAACUGCUGGUACCUCACCAUCUGGUGCUCACACAGAACCAUGGACAUUCGUAGUAGUCCAAGACCCAGAAGUAAAAGAAGCUAUCAGAACUAUUGUGGAAGAGGAAGAAGAAUUGAACUACACACAAAGAAUGUCCAGACAAUGGGUAACAGAUUUGAAACCGUUCGCAACGAAGCACAUAAAGCCAUAUUUAUCUGAAGCACCAGCGUUGCUAUUGGUAUUUCGUCAGACGCAUUCCUGGAGAGAGGAUGGAAAGAAAAAAAUGCAUUAUUAUAGUGAAGUCAGUAUAGCGAUUGCAGCUGGUAUCCUGUUAACUGCCAUUCAGUAUUGUGGACUAGUAGCUCUUACUUCCACCCCGCUGAAUUGCAACGCUCGUCUUAGGGAUCUUCUCUCAAGACCAGGCAACGAGAGAUUAGAACUUCUGCUACCUGUAGGAAGACCACACAAGGAUGCCACAGUACCCGAUCUACCUAGGAAGCCGCUAUCAGAAAUUAUGAUAAAGAUCUGAUUGAUAUCACAUUUCAUACAAUAAUGGGGAAACGCAACGCAACUCUGGUUGUAAUUAUUUACCUCUCCAUUGGUUUUCUAUAAAUUGUGCAUUUAAAGAACCACGAGAAAAUAAGCCACUUGCGGUUGUGCCAAUAAAAUGUCAUAUUCUUAUGUUAGGUGCCUUAAUUAUACGCACGAUAUUCUAAAACUUUCCCGAUUUAUCUACAAUGUGAUAUGAAGAUUUUGGAACUAUUAUGCAUUAGUUCGUGUUUGAUCUAGAUUAAUGUAAUCCAUGACUGUAAUGACAAUAAAGACUUUA
Messenger RNA from Achroia grisella, 1272 nucleotides. RefSeq names its product iodotyrosine deiodinase (gene Iyd). The coding region runs from base 76 to 972 and encodes 298 amino acids. Lineage: Eukaryota; Metazoa; Arthropoda; Insecta; Lepidoptera; Pyralidae. The record is from RefSeq and is a predicted model, not a curated record. The transcript is spliced from 4 exons. Gene Ontology annotation, molecular function: oxidoreductase activity.